Molecule: messenger RNA, 821 nt
Organism: Erinaceus europaeus (western European hedgehog)
Lineage: Eukaryota; Metazoa; Chordata; Mammalia; Eulipotyphla; Erinaceidae
Product: transmembrane protease serine 4-like
Exons: 7
Coding region: 252-821 (189 amino acids)
Cellular component (GO): membrane
Molecular function (GO): protein binding
Source: RefSeq, a predicted model, not a curated record
UUCACCUGUAGAGUUGUUUUAAUCAACCCGCCUCACAGUCCCCAACUCACUUCUGGAAGACACAGGGCAGGAGGUGGUCUACUCACUGUGGGAAGAGGGAUGCUGGCCUUGAACUUCAGCCUCCUCCAGCCAAUGCUGCCUGGGGAUCUCUGACCUGCUGGCCAGCGGACUCAUUCCAGGGGGACCCUUCUGAGGUGGGCUGCCCACUCAGUGCCAGGGCCCUGGAGAAACCAGAUGAUCACGAAGCCAGAAUGGAUCCGGAUAGUGAUCAGCCCCUGAACAGCCGUGGUGCCAGAAAUGCCACCUCCCUGCACAAAGCCCGCACACCCCUGGAGAAUUUCAAAAAGGUGGGGGUCCCCAUCAUUGCAGCCCUGCUGAGCCUGGCUACCAUCAUCAUCAUGGCUGUCCUCAUCAAGGUCAACUUGGACAAAUACUACUUCCUCUGCGGGCAGUCCUUCCACUUCAUCUCUAGGAGGCAGGUGUGUGAUGGCCAGCAGGACUGUGCCCUGGGGGAGGAUGAGCAGCACUGUGUCAAGAACUUCCCUGAUGACCCUCCUGAAGCAGUUCGCCUCUCCAAGGACCGAUCCACCCUACAGGUGCUGGACCCAACCACCGGGAACUGGGUCUCUGCAUGUUUUGACAACUUCACAGAAGCUCUGGCCAGGACAGCCUGUGGGCAAAUGGGCUAUGACAGCAAACCUAUGUUCAGAGCUGUGAAGAUAGGCCCAGAGCAGGAACUAGAAGUUGCUGAAAUCACAGAGAACAACCAGGAGUUUCAGGUGCAAAACCUGAGUGGCCUGUCCCUAAAGCAGCAGCAGUAA